Tarenaya hassleriana is the source of this 2206-nucleotide messenger RNA. Its product is annotated as beta-glucosidase BoGH3B-like. Gene Ontology annotation, molecular function: beta-glucosidase activity. NCBI's taxonomy places the organism in Eukaryota, Viridiplantae, Streptophyta, Magnoliopsida, Brassicales, Cleomaceae. Gene Ontology annotation, biological process: glucan catabolic process. The transcript has 10 exons. The record is from RefSeq and is a predicted model, not a curated record. Bases 158 to 2050 code for a protein of 630 amino acids.
UCUCUCUCUCCCCUCCUCGAGGGAAGAGUGUACCAAUACCCUUUGAAUAAAAGAGCGUCUUUCUAUAAAAUCAAAGAAAAAUAUCGAACCUUUUCUUUCUCCCUGGCCAUUCGAACGUUGUAACUUGUGCUGUGCCCUAACGGAGAGGAGGAAGAAGAUGGGGACUUUGAGUUACUUGUUAAAGACGUUAGGGUUUCUACUACUAUGUUGUGCCGUGGCAGCUGAGGAUCCAUUGAAGUAUGCCAAGUACAAGGACCUGAAGCAGCCCUUGGGAGCUAGGAUUAAGGAUCUGAUGAAACGUAUGACCCUCGAAGAGAAGAUCGGGCAAAUGGUUCAGAUCGAACGCAGUGUCGCAACGCCCGAAGCGAUGAAGAAGUACUUCGUCGGGAGUGUGUUGAGUGGUGGAGGAAGUGUUCCUGCUCCAAAGGCGAGUCCUGAAACUUGGGUGAACAUGGUGAAUGAGAUCCAGAAAGGAGCGCUAUCUACCCGUUUAGGGAUACCGAUGAUUUACGGGAUUGAUGCGGUUCAUGGCCACAACAAUGUGUACAAUGCCACCAUUUUCCCCCACAAUGUAGGACUUGGAGUCACCAGGGACCCUAUGCUUCUCAAGAGGAUUGGGGAAGCAACUGCUCUAGAAGUUAGAGCAACAGGAAUCCCAUAUGCAUUUGCUCCGUGUAUUGCUGUCUGUAGAGAUCCAAGAUGGGGUCGAUGCUACGAGAGUUACAGCGAGGAUUAUAGAAUUGUGCAACAAAUGACCGAAAUCAUCCCCGGUUUGCAAGGUGACCUUCCUGGCAAACGAAAGGGCGUUCCCUUUGUCGAUGGAAAGGCGAAAGUUGCAGCUUGCGCUAAGCACUUUGUCGGAGAUGGAGGUACAGUAAGAGGGAUCGAUGAGAAUAACACGGUGAUUGACGCUAAGGGACUGUUUGGAAUUCACAUGCCAGCUUAUUACAAUGCUGUAAACAAGGGCGUGGCAACUGUUAUGGUGUCUUACUCGGCCUGGAACGGUCUGAGAAUGCAUGCUAAUAAGGAUCUUGUCACGGGUUUCCUCAAGAACAAAUUGAAGUUCCGGGGUUUUGUGAUAUCGGAUUGGCAGGGCUUAGACAGAAUCACCACUCCUCCUCAUGCUAACUAUUCAUACUCUGUUUAUGCUGGUGUCAAUGCCGGAAUUGACAUGAUCAUGGUGCCAUAUAACUACACUGAAUUCAUCGAUGAACUGACCAGUCAGACCAAGAGAAAUCUCAUUCCGAUGAGUAGGAUUGACGAUGCGGUGAAGAGAAUCUUGAGGGUCAAAUUCACUAUGGGACUCUUCGAGAACCCCAUUGCCGAUCUUAGCCUCGCUAACCAGCUCGGAAGCAAGGAACACAGAGAGCUAGCUCGGGAAGCCGUGAGGAAAUCUCUGGUUCUUCUAAAGAACGGGAAAAGUGCUGACAAGCCGUUGCUUCCACUGCCAAAGAAAGCAGGAAAGAUCCUUGUCUCGGGAACUCAUGCCGACAACUUGGGUUAUCAGUGCGGUGGCUGGACAAUCACUUGGCAAGGCCUCAAUGGCAACGAUCUCACUGUUGGUACAACCAUCCUCACUGCAGUGAAGAACACGGUUGCUCCGACAACACAAGUCGUCUACAACCAGAACCCCGACACGAACUUUCUCAAGUCAAACAAGUUUGACUACGCCAUUGUUGUCGUGGGCGAGCCACCUUACGCUGAAAUGUUCGGGGACAGCACGAAUCUGACCAUAACCGAACCUGGUCCGAGCGCCAUAACCAACGUCUGUGGAGCAGUGAAGUGCGUGGUCGUGGUCGUGUCGGGUCGUCCCGUUGUGAUGCAACCCUACGUUUCCGGCGUCGACUCGCUCGUGGCGGCGUGGCUGCCGGGAACUGAAGGACAGGGAGUGGCUGAUGUUCUGUUCGGAGAUUAUGGGUUCACCGGAAAGCUUGCUCGGACAUGGUUCAAGACGGUGGAUCAGCUUCCGAUGAAUGUCGGAGAUCCGCAUUACGACCCGCUGUUUCCGUUCGGAUUCGGGUUGACGACGAAGCCCUCGAAGCAGUACUGAUGAAUCGAGGGAAAAGUUUCGAGAUUUUUGUGAUUGGAAAUUGAAUGUCGAUGUUGAAGAGACAUGGAGGUGUUUUGUUCUUUGUUCUUGAUUGAGCAGAGGAAAGAUUUAGUAUUUGCUAUAAUGAAUCGGCAUGUUGAACGGAUUGAACAAUUA